Molecule: messenger RNA, 2394 nt
Organism: Exophiala bonariae
Lineage: Eukaryota; Fungi; Ascomycota; Eurotiomycetes; Chaetothyriales; Herpotrichiellaceae
Exons: 1
Coding region: 1-2394 (797 amino acids)
Biological process (GO): DNA-templated transcription
Molecular function (GO): zinc ion binding; DNA binding
Source: RefSeq, a predicted model, not a curated record
AUGGGGCAGGAGCAAGACGCCUACGAUUUUUCAGCAUAUCAGCCAGAAGCAGGGUCCGGUCAGGUUGUGCCUGGAAUCAAUCCCUCUCCAUAUCUAGAAAGCGUCUUGCAACCGGACCACGCGGCGGGAUUACUUCAGCAACCAUUUCAGUACGGCCAAGAUAAUUCAUAUCCUCCUGCCAUUGAAGACAAUGCGACAAUGACUGCUCCAGACUGGACAACAAACAUGAUGACAACCAUCAAUUGGCUUCAGGCGGACACUAUCAAUUUCAAUGACGACGAUCUUAGCAACCUCUUUCCUCUCUUCCCAGGCGACUUCUCAUUUUCCCCUAGCAUUGGACUCGUGAGUCCUGCAUAUCAAGGUGAUAUUGAGACUCCUAGCAAUACUUCACUUACGAACAUGCUUGGUCAGCAUCCUCAGCAAUUAUCUCAGGAUGUUAAUGGGGAUCAGCAAGCCAUCUCUUUUCUUGACUCAUCUACUUCUGCUGGAAAAUCAACCGUAGCCAGUGGUGAGUACUAUGUCGAUGGUAACGCUGGUAGGCUUCCUAGAUCCAAGCGUCGAAAAGUCGUUUCGAAACCUAGACGAAUCGAUCAUAUUGAAGAGCCCGAUUUCUCGUUGGAGUAUCGGCUACCAAUUGUACCAUGUACAGACUCUAGAAUGAUCAUCUCAAAUGAAGCAUAUGGAGAGAUGUGCACUCUGCACCAUCGAUUGUGCCUCGAUACAACUGCGUUCAAAGCAUUCUCAUCUCCUGAUUUCCCACCUAAACCCACAUUGGAAGGGCUGCUUUCUCAUUACUUUACAAACUUCGAUCAGACAAUGCCAUUUACACAUUUCUCAACAUUCCGAGCUGAGACAAGCAAUGAGGUUCUACUCCUGGCUAUGAUGGCUCUCGGCAGCUGUUUCCUUGAUGAAGAAGAGGCAGAGGUAUUUACGUUGUCAAUGCACGAGUUGCUCCGAAGAUACCUGCUUCUCCGGACAGAACAAAAAUUUAAUCGCUCAGAAACCCCACAGAUCCUUGCACAGAUUCACUUGUUGCACGCAAUUGGUGCUGGAUACACUCUAUCUGGUCCGUUACGUGCCUCUGCGUCACAAGCACUUUAUGCCGCAACCAAGUACUGUCAUGGCAGCUGGACGCGGCAACGAUUCGAAGAUUCUCCCAAUACUCCCGAUAACAUCGCUGCAACCAAGUGGACAGUAUGGAUCAAGAAUGAAGAGUUAACACGGAUUGGAUUUUGCAUUUGGCUGUUGGAUUGUAUGUGGGCUUUUCAGUUUCACCAACCUCCACAUCUGACUCUUGACGAUGUCACCCCACGGUGUUUACCUUGCUCGGAGCGCCUAUGGUCUGCCAGAGACGUGCAUGAAUGGACUCGCCUCGUCGCUGGUGGAAGCACCCAGACCGCUACGAUGCGUGAAGCGCUACAAAACCUCUAUGUCGACAAGCGUCUCCUCCCAAACCUUGGGGAAUUCAGCCGAAUACUUCUGAUCCAUGGCCUUUUCCAUCGAACAUGGGAGGUAAGAAAAACAAUCACCCAGAGUCUUUCAAGUCUUGAGCCGUCUACAGAAAAACAAGCGAGCAGUGAAAUGCAGCCCAAAACUCCCGUCUGGCCACCUUCAGUGCCCUUGUUUAACAGGUGGAGGAACUCUGCUUGUGACUGUCUGGACAUCUUACAUUGGAGUGCCAACUCAACAAUUGGGCUGGCAACGGGUAUGGAGCAUCCCACUGUACUUCAUCUGCACUUCGCACGUAUUGUCCUCCUCGCUCCUAUGGACGACAUAAUGCUAUACGCUCAUUAUCUCAUUCGCUCGAGCAAAGAUUCAGUCCGUCUUUUGCAUCCCGUUUCGUUUGCUGCAGCCGAGGAACAUCGGCGAUUGAUACAAAGAUGGGCAUUACAAGAUCAGUAUAAGGCUCGUUUAGCAGCGAUACAUGCUGGGACUGUGUUCUGGCAUGUGCGGUUAUAUGCCAUCAAUGGUUUUUACGAGCCUCCAGCCGUCGCAUUUGCUGCCCUGGUAUUGUGGGCUCUCAGUGCGUUCUCGGACAAAAGAGUCCGGGCGAGAGGAAGAUUGGGCCUUGGUGAGGGUGUCUCUUCGUCCGAGGCUUCUCCUCCGCCCGAUCUAUGUGACAUAAUUCUGAUCGACCGUCCCACCGAUGACGAGCUUGUCCAGCAAUUUGUGAGACAGGGUGAUAAUAUGCACGCAAACAUGACAGGUGUUGGAGACCUGUUUGGGCCUAAAGGAUCACGGAAGGUGCUCGCAGAGGGGCAGAAGCUGCUCGUUACCCUUAGAAGUUGGCGAGGGAUUACUGAACAUUGGUUGGGAGUUCUCAAUCGACUCGAAAAGGUGACAGCGAUGUUAGGCGUUAAUACCGACGCAGCAGAGAUACCCCAAACGGCUUAA